CGGCCAUCGACUUUUCACGACUAAGGAAGGUAGACUCGGGCUUGGUCCAUCGAAAACGAUGGUUGGCGACAAAAUCAUGUUGUUUGCAGGCCUCUCCUUACCAAUGCUGAUGCGAAAAGACGGAGAGAAAUUCAGGUUAAUUGGCCGCUCUUACGUACUCGGGUUCAUGAAAGGAGAAGGAUGGCCAGACGACGACUCUCAGCUCCAAGAAUACGAAAUUUGGUGAUUUGUGUCCUUACUUCAUAGAAUUUUGAACAUGAAGGCGCACCUGCUCGAAAACAGGUCGGCUGCAGGGUUGGUAAGGUCGCGCGCCAGUAGCAGGUUUGCAAAAUCAUAUUUCCAGAUGCGAGAUUCAAAUCUAUGGGAGCACUAGAACUAGCUGGAGGGAUAUUACAAGUCUUGAAAUGGAAUAGAUCAAGGUGCAUAACG
Messenger RNA from Hyaloscypha bicolor E, 429 nucleotides. RefSeq lists its product as uncharacterized. Bases 59 to 226 code for a protein of 55 amino acids. NCBI's taxonomy places the organism in Eukaryota, Fungi, Ascomycota, Leotiomycetes, Helotiales, Hyaloscyphaceae. The record is from RefSeq and is a predicted model, not a curated record. The transcript has a single exon.